This is a messenger RNA of Melitaea cinxia (Glanville fritillary), 2114 nucleotides long. RefSeq names its product ATP-dependent DNA helicase PIF1 (gene Pif1). Gene Ontology annotation, molecular function: DNA helicase activity; ATP hydrolysis activity. Gene Ontology annotation, biological process: DNA repair; telomere maintenance. The record is from RefSeq and is a predicted model, not a curated record. Lineage: Eukaryota; Metazoa; Arthropoda; Insecta; Lepidoptera; Nymphalidae. The transcript is spliced from 3 exons. The coding region runs from base 1 to 1908 and encodes 635 amino acids.
AUGGAAGGAGGAGAAUCGUUUUUGUCGUGUGCGGUUACUGUAGAAUGGACAACGCCGCAAGGAUCCGUAACCCGAAAAGUAAAUUAUAAGACUGCUUCCAUUCGCUUGAUUCGCAAUGAGUUUCGGGAAAUGUUUAUGGAAAUUGCAGGCGAUAAGCAGUCUAAUGUUCGGCUAGCUUUAAAGAAUAUCAAUGUUUUUAAAAAAUUUAUGGCUGAAGGAAAAGCCAGCAUAAAGUUUCAAGAAGCUGGUUGUACACUAUUUCUAUCAAACGCACCACCGAUCAAUUUGGUGUCAUUUUUAAGGACUAUAUUUGUCAAAAUGUCCGGUGAUAAAGAAGCUGUUAAUAAAGCAACGUCUAAACAGACUAUGAGAGCUAAGUUGUUGAGUGGCAAAGCACAAGCAUUUGAAGAAAUAAGCCCUGUUACAGUUGCAGAUAUAUCUAAUGCCAAGAGCAAAAUUAGUAAAGCAACAACAACCACGCCUUCGCCUCCCAAAAAGCGAAAAUUAGAAGAUGUUAACAAGGGUCCAGCACCUAAAAAACUAUAUUCACCGUCACCUUUAACAAAUACCAGCUUGUUAAAUGCCGAGCAACAAAGAGUAUUAGAGGCUUGUCUAAGUGGGAAAAAUAUUUUUUUCACUGGUUCCGCAGGCACAGGAAAAAGUUUCUUGUUAAAAAGAAUUGUGUCUGCAUUGCCACCGGAUGUCACAAUGCCAACGGCAUCAACUGGAGUGGCUGCAUGUCACAUUGGUGGAACAACACUCCAUGCAUUUGCAGGCAUUGGAGAUGGUAGUGGUACUUUAGAGAAAUUGUGUGAAAAAGCUAUUAAACUACCAUUGGUGUCUCAAAAAUGGAGAAAAUGCAAGCAUCUUAUAAUAGAUGAAAUAUCAAUGGUAGAUGGGACAUACUUUGAGAAAUUGGAGGCAGUAGCAAGACAUGUUCGAAAAAAUGAUAAACCAUUUGGUGGUAUACAGCUUAUCCUCUGUGGUGACUUUUUACAACUUCCUCCUGUUGUUGAUAAAGGAAAAUCUAGUAAAAGAUUUUGCUUUCAAACAUCUUGUUGGGAGAAAUGUGUAGAACUUUGUUUUGAGCUAAAGGAAGUUCACAGACAAACAGACAAGGAAUUUAUCUCAAUCCUUAACAACAUUAGAAUAGGCCGUGUGACAAAAGAUAUCAGUGAUCGUCUAACACUAACAGCUUCACAAAAAAUUGAAAGUGAUGGAAUUCUCGCAACAAGACUAUGCUCUCAUACCAAUGACUCAAAAAUGAUUAAUAAUUCAAAAUUAAGAGAUUUAGAAGGAGAAGAAAAAUUAUAUUCUUCACAAGAUAGCGAUAAUGCAACCUCACUUCUUGAUAUGCAGACCAUUGCACCUUCUAAAUUACUUUUAAAGAUAGGAGCUCAAGUAAUGUUACUGAAGAAUAUAAAUGUCAAUGCAGGCUUAGUAAAUGGUGCUAGAGGCGUUGUAGUCAGAUUUGAAGAAGGUUUACCUGUAGUCAGAUUCAAAAAUAAAAAAGAGUAUACAGCUAAGUUUGAAAGAUGGUACGUCAAAAACUCAAACGGAUCACUGCUUUGUCGUCGGCAAGUACCUUUGAACUUGGCUUGGGCAUUUUCAAUACAUAAAUCACAAGGAUUGACUUUAGAUUGUGUAGAAAUGUCCCUUUCUAAAAUAUUUGAAGCAGGGCAAGCAUAUGUUGCUUUAAGUAGGGCUCAAAGUUUAGAUACCCUAAGAGUAUUAGAUUUUGAUUCACGUCAUGUGUGGGCUAAUCCAGAUGUACUAGAAUUUUACCAGAAAUUCAGACGACGUUUACAACAAAUGGAAAUUAUCCCUCUUGGGAAACCACUGUCUGACAAGACAAAUAAAAAAGCAACACUUAGGCAAAUUUUAGAAAAACAAAUGAAAAGAAAGUGAGACUAUCAAAUAGUGUCUUAUAAAGACUGAACUCAAUGAUCUUAUAUUUUACUGUUGUGACUGAAAACUAUUUAUGCUUAUCUUAUUAAUAUUUCAAGAUUUUAUAUUUAAAUAAACAAAUUAGUUCUAAAUAUAUAGUUACUAGAGAUGCAAUCAAGGCUUAAUGUAAUAAUCAUAAAAAAAAUAUAUAAUUUAAAUAAUAGUAA